This is a messenger RNA of Centropristis striata (black sea bass), 2419 nucleotides long. It is a transcript of the gene cerkl, whose product is annotated as ceramide kinase-like. The transcript has 14 exons. Lineage: Eukaryota; Metazoa; Chordata; Actinopteri; Perciformes; Serranidae. Bases 55 to 1782 code for a protein of 575 amino acids. The record is from RefSeq and is a predicted model, not a curated record. Gene Ontology annotation, molecular function: kinase activity.
AGCGACACUCACCGGAAACACAACAAAAGCUAUCGGCGGUGAUCAGCUUAUCGUAUGUUUAUCUGCCACUUGUUUUUAAUCAAAGAGAAACAUAUUCAUAACCGAGUUUUUGUUUGUUUGUUUGUUCGUCGGUUUAAGCCGGUGAACAUGUCGGAGUCUGGGGAGAAGGAGCUCAACGGAGAGAAGAGAGACAGCACGAAGAAGAAGAAAAAAGAAAAACGAAGCGCGAAGAAGAAGAAGCAGGAGAGGCGGGAAAAAGAAGGAGAACAUCAGCAGGUGGAGGAGGAGGAGGAGGAGGAGAAAAGUGAGCAUGUUGUGCUGCGUGGGAUCUUUAAACUGGGGAAGAAGAGUCACGAUGUCCUGCUCACCCGGACAAGGCUGACAUGGAUCCCCAUCACUCCAGAGUCCCCCACAGGUGAGCCGUGCGUGCAGCAGCCAGGUGUGAUGCCGUUGCGGGACGUGUUUGCAGUGAAGGUGAAGCGGCGGCGAGCAGUGGGCCAGCAGUCGGGGGGACCCGUGCUCGGCGUGGCUCUGUUCUGCUGCAGGAGGAGAGGAAGGAGGCUAGAGGAGGACACGCUACACCUCCACAACGCCUCCGCAGAACACACACACAUGUGGUACAACACUCUGAAGGAGCUGCUCACAGUGUCCAGCAGUCGGCCCCAGUUUCUGAAGGUGUUCAUCAACCCGAGCAGCCACAAGAAGGAGGCCGUCCACAUCUACAGAGAACAUGUGGCUCCGCUCUUCAAGAUGGCUGACGUCCGCACUGACAUCACCGUGACUGAGAGGAAGGGUCAUGCUCUCUCAGUGAUGAAGGAAUGCAGGCUGGAUGAAUAUGACGGGGUGGUGUGUGUCGGUGGGGAUGGGUCGGUGGCCGAGCUGUGUCACGCUCUGGUCCUCAGGGCUCAGCUGGAUGCCAAUUCUCCAGAGCAACCAGUGAAACCAGUGCUGCCACUUGGAAUCAUACCUGCUGGUUCUACAGACGUGGUUUCCUGUUCUGUACAUGGAGUCAGAGAUCCAGUCACUGCAGCCCUGCACAUCGUGCUUGGUCACCUGCAGCAGGUGGACAUGUGCAGCUUCUCGUCUCUCGGUCAGUUGGUGUGUUUCGGUUUCUCCGCCAUGUUUGGCUUCGGGGGGCGGAGCUUAGCACGGGCGGAGAAGAAAAGGUGGAUGCCGUCAUCGCGGCGUCGAGAGUAUGCUGUGGUGAAGACGCUGGCAAGGCUGAGACCAGAAGAAUGUCAGCUGUCUUAUCUACCAGCGAAAAGGUCAAACAGGGACCAGGACCAGGACCCAGAGUCAGAAGGAGAAGAGUCCUGGACGACCAAUCAGGGUCUGUACCUGAGCAUCAGCGUCAUGUCAAUCCCCUGUCUGAGUCCACACACACCUCAAGGACUGGCUCCCAACACCAGUUUGGAAAAUGGCAGCGCAGCGUUGAUCGCAGUGGGAAACGCUUCCAGGUCAGAGUUCAUCAAACACCUGAAGAGAUACAGCGGCUCAAAUGGACAGUUCAGCUUCUCAUUCGUGGAGACACACACCGUGUCGGCGGUGAGGAUCCGCCCCCGCUCGAUGGCGAGCUGGUCGGAGGAGGAGAGCGAGGAAGAAGGCGAGUCCAAAAUCUCGCCGAUCAUCCAAUCAGAGGGCGCCUCCUUCCCCUGGAACAUCGAUGGAGAGCUGGUGGAGAUUGCUAACGAAGUGCUCAUCAGGGUCCACCCGCAGCUCAUCACUCUGUACGGCGAGAAGGUGGACGAGGCCGAGUCGACCAUCUCCUGCAACUGCAUCUGAGUCCAGCAGAGAGCGCUGCUGUGUGUGUGUGUGUGUGUUUGUUUGUUGGUUUCAUUCAACAAAUAGUGACAAAGCUUUUCAGCUUCCUGUUUACAAUAUUUACAUUAAAGCUGCAUUAAGUGACUUUAAAAAAAAUCCAUUACUGCAGUUUUAAUAAUUGGUAACUAGUAAGCUACAUUUAACUCCAAACUGCCUGUGCUUUAUAAACAUUUAUCACAUUUAGACCUGAUUGAUGAGAAUAAUUAUUUUAUUUUUUUUAUUCAAAUUCAUGUUUACAUUUUACUACAUUUUAAUUCCCUGCUCUUUUUAUGUGACUUUUAUCUCAUUUGACUGUUUUUUUAUAACAAUUUUUAUUUUGUUUUUCUCUUCUCCAGUUUCUGGUUCUGUUGCAAAUAUUUAUCUGUUAAAAUAAAUUAUAAUCAGGAGCUUAAUAAUAGUCUUAAUUGUAUCUGUAUUUGUUUAUAUGUUGUUGAUAGUCGAGCAGAACCAGACUGGACAAGCCCAAAGUGUCCAAAGUUUUAUAUUUAAAUAUAAUAGAGCUGUUUUUAUUCAGCUCUUUUUUUCUUGAGAUGAAGCAGAUGUUUUUUUGUUUCAGCUGUAAUCAUAGUGACAAAAAACAAGUACAAGUUGUUUAAAU